Myotis davidii is the source of this 1979-nucleotide messenger RNA. RefSeq names its product 3'(2'), 5'-bisphosphate nucleotidase 1 (gene BPNT1). Gene Ontology annotation, molecular function: 3'(2'),5'-bisphosphate nucleotidase activity. Bases 184 to 1203 code for a protein of 339 amino acids. Lineage: Eukaryota; Metazoa; Chordata; Mammalia; Chiroptera; Vespertilionidae. Gene Ontology annotation, biological process: phosphatidylinositol phosphate biosynthetic process. The record is from RefSeq and is a predicted model, not a curated record. The transcript has 10 exons.
GAGUUUGCCGCAUGCGCAGUAGCGGGGGUAGGGUAGCCCCACGUCCCCUGACGUCCUGUUGACUGGGAGACAGCUGUGCCGGACGCCGCGAGGGACCUGUUGCUUCAUAACGCCUUUUGGGGGGUUAUCCCUGGAGUGUCUUUCGACCAACUCUGUCCCAGGCCUGUCCGCGUAAGACUGACCAUGGCUUCCGGCCACACGGUGCUGAUGCGGUUGGUGGCCUCAGCAUAUUCGAUAGCUCAGAAGGCAGGAACCAUAGUCAGACGUGUUAUCGCCGAAGGAGACCUGGGAAUCGUGGAGAAGACCAGUCCAACGGACCUGCAGACCAAAGCCGACCGACUGGCUCAAAUGAGCAUCUGCUCCUCCCUGGCACGGAAGUUCCCCAAACUAACCAUCAUUGGGGAAGAGGACCUGCCUUCUGAGGAAGUGGAUCAGGAGCUGAUUGAAGAUGGGCAGUGGGAAGAAAUACUCCGGAAGCCGUGCCCGUCACAGUACAGCACGAUUAAAGAGGAAGAUCUUGUGGUCUGGGUCGAUCCUCUGGAUGGCACCAAGGAGUACACUGAAGGUCUUCUUGACAAUGUAACCGUCCUGAUUGGAAUUGCUUAUGAAGGGAAAGCCAUAGCAGGAGUUAUUAACCAGCCGUAUUACAACUACCAGAACAAUGAAAAGCAGAAGUUGAGGGAACGCAGGAAGGAAGCAAAGGUGAGAAGAAUAGCUAGGGUUCUGGCUCCACUAGUUGGCAGCAAAGAGGCAGGGCCGGGUGCCGCGCUGGGAAGGACAAUCUGGGGAGUUCUAGGUUUGGGUGCCUUCGGGUUCCAGCUGAAAGAAGUGCCUGCUGGGAAGCACAUCAUCACCACCACCCGGUCCCACAGCAACAAGCUGGUCACCGACUGCGUCACCGCCAUGAACCCCGACGACGUGCUGCGAGUGGGCGGGGCGGGAAAUAAGAUCAUUCAGCUGAUUGAAGGCAAAGCCUCCGCUUACGUGUUUGCGAGUCCUGGCUGUAAGAAGUGGGACACUUGUGCUCCGGAAGUCAUCCUACACGCUGUGGGAGGCAAGUUAACCGACGUCCAUGGCAAUGCCCUUCAGUAUGACAAGGAAGUGAAGCACAUGAACUCCGCUGGGGUCCUGGCCUCGCUGAGGAACCAUGACUACUACGCCAGCCGCGUUCCCGAGUCUGUUAAAAAGGCACUCGUCCCCUAAGCCACAUCUGGUGGCCUUAGCUAGGGGGACAGCUGCAGGAGGAGAGGGAGGAGAGAGGACCACGUUCCCGAAGUCUCAGCCUUGGAUGAGGAUGUCCUUGAAGUUGAUCCUGACACUGAGGAAAUGCUGACACUCGCGGACUUGGGCAGUCUGUCCAGCCUGCAAGUCACUGAGCCUCCCGUUGGGAUGAAUUUCAAGACACCACGUGGAGCCGUUGGAGUCUGUGUGCUGUGCUGCAAUAUUAUCAAUAAACCACAGACAACCUAAAAACAUGCACUCAUUCUUUAAGGGAACAUUUCACUUACUUAGCUAGGAGGAGGACUUGCCUCUCAAAAUCAUACAGUUUAAGACUAAUGGGGUGUAAUCAGAGCACCCCCUUGACUUGAUUCUGCAUUGAUCAGUGAUCUGUUUUUAGGUACUUAGGAGAAAAUAGAUUUUACGAACUUGGUGAUUCAUUCAUCCACCAGACCAAUUUGAACAUCUGGAGAAUCUGUAAAGUCUGUCUGUCACAUUUCUGUUCCUCCUUUUAUUGGGAGAAGUAAAAGAAACGUUUAGUUCCAAUUGACUAUCCUUGUCAGUUGUUUAAUCAACAUUCCUAUUGUAUAAGCCAGAUUUUUUUAGGCCACAGAAGCACAAGUUGUUACCUGAAUCUCAUUCUUGUUUUCACAGUAAUUUUUAAAAAUUUCCAGUUAUGAACAUACUGAAAUGUUGUUAUGUAUGUUGAUGAAACAGAUUUAUGGAAAAAUGGCUUCUUUAUAAUAAAUUAUUUCAUUCUA